Molecule: messenger RNA, 2437 nt
Organism: Sebastes umbrosus (honeycomb rockfish)
Lineage: Eukaryota; Metazoa; Chordata; Actinopteri; Perciformes; Sebastidae
Product: rho GTPase-activating protein 1-like
Exons: 6
Coding region: 66-578 (170 amino acids)
Biological process (GO): small GTPase-mediated signal transduction; negative regulation of endocytic recycling
Cellular component (GO): cytoplasm
Molecular function (GO): GTPase activator activity
Source: RefSeq, a predicted model, not a curated record
UGUGUGUGUGUGUGUGUGUCAGGCUCAGACAGAGGAAUCCAGAUGAUGACCUAGUUCCUGUGGUGAUGAGAGACACCAUUAGCUUCCUUUCAGAGCAAGGUUUGGAGAUUGAAGGCAUCUUCAGACGAUCUGCCAACGUGACUCUGGUGAAGGAGGUCCAGCUCAGAUACAAUUCGGGUGAGACGGUGAAUUUCAGAGAGAUAGAAGACGUCCACUUGGCUGCUGUGAUUCUGAAGACAUUCCUGAGGGAACUACCGGAGCCUCUGCUGACCUUCCAGCUCUACAACGACAUUGUCAACUUCACCUCUGUAUCCAGUGACAGCCAGGGGGAAAUUAUGAAGGCACUGGUAGAGUCGCUGCCAGAAGAAAACUAUGCAUCACUGCGAUACCUCGUCACAUUCCUGGCACAGGUAUCAGCCAACAGUGAAGUGAAUAAGAUGACCAACAGUAACCUGGCUGUGGUGUUUGGUCCUAAUCUGCUCUGGGGGCGGGACAACGCCAUGUCACUCAGCGCCAUCGGGCCAAUCAACAACUUCACCAGAGCCCUGCUGGACCAGCAGCAUCUGGUCUUUACCUAAACCCUACCCCUUCAUCCUGCAGUCUCUCUUCCAGAUUAUGAUCCCAAACUUAAAGAGAGGAGAGAUGAAGAGAAUGGAGGUGUGAAAGUCUCAGGUUAAAUUACAAAUGGUGAACUUGGUACCAAAUGUUGUGGACAAUCUUUAAAUGCUGUAACUAUAGUAACCAGGAGAAACCGAGCUGUGUGAUUCCACCAGCAGGUCAUUAAUUGUUAGAACCCAAACACAGCUGUGCAUGUGGAUGAAAUGAGUGCUGGACCUGGACCUGGACCUGGACCUGGACCUGGACCUGGACCUGGACUGAUUUCAGACUGAGGAGCUCUGUAAUAUACUGUACUAUAUCCUAAUAGUGACUGAUAUUUAUGAUUCUUUAUGGCUCUCUCAUUACUAAAGGCCUAUUUGACUUUAACAUUGUAUUAAUAAUAUAAUCUCUGUAUUUCCACACUUUUUCCCAUCACAUUAUAAUUGUCUUAAGCACUUUUUUACACCAUUUUUUUUUUAAUGGUAUGGGAUAAUAAUAUUUAGUAAUACAAAAACAGAAGUACUAAGACACAAGCCGUUCAGCACGUCAUUACCAGGAGUUUUUAAAUAGUGUGCAGGGCUUUUAUUUACCUUAAUGGCAGAGAGAACCAGGUCUUUAUUUUGAAUUUAAUGCAACACUUCCUCCAUGUUUUCCUGCAGGUCUUUUAAUCUGUCACAAUUACUGGUAAAGAAAACUUGGACUUGUGUUAUGAAAUAGUGUGCAGCUAAUCAACUCUUCAUUUUCCUGCCAACAGAUACACGUUUAAUCAAUGUUUGAGCAGGAGAGGAAUGUGUUUGUCAGUGCAGAGCAACACACAAACAAGUAAUGACUUGUUCAGGACGUGAAACAAAGUUUAAGACUUUGACUUGACUUCGGACUUGUCAGUUUCGACUUAACUAAAACCUCAAAGUCAAGACUUGGGACUAUUUACUGCACAAGUGUGUGUAAAUGUAGCUUAAGGUAGUGGUUCCUAACUCUCCAGCUGGGACCCUGCACGGUGUCUAACCAUCACUGCUAUCCAAAAUUGUGUUUAUUGUUUCAGGCUUAUCUCAAAUCUCAGAUAAACCACCUUUGAUGAGGGUUCAUCUGGUUAUUUUAAGGGGCCAAAAGGGGUUGGGAACUAGUGGCUUAUGGUACAGUCGUGAUACACAGGACAGCUGUCUGAGCACCUAGUAGGCCAGUGCUGGUGGAAGGUCCGACCCAAUUUAGGUACAUCAUCAGUCCACACUAACAGCAGCCUAGGGUUUAAGUUUGGCUAAAAGAGUAGAGCUGUGUAAAUAGAAUCAGCUCAGUUUCCUGCAUUUUCCAACAUGUCGGACUGUUCUUUUAUUAUAAUUAAUCUUGUAUUUCUGCAGUUAUCAUUGUCUGUACUCUGUGGUGCAUCCUCAAGCUUUAUUUUGGUCUUUCGUUCAGUUCCCAAAGCCUUAAUUUAAAGAACCUUUUUCUCAUUUUCUGCCAUCUGAUCUGUCUCGGCUCAUCUAAAGCAUUCUAUGAAAAAUGAAAAAAAAAAUACUUUGCAGCUCAGUGUGCUUUUGACCUAUAGUUGUUAACAGGUAUGAUAUGUUAUACUGUACGUGACUUUGGUUGGAAGUCACAGGAACAAAACCGAGUUAGCUGUUUGACCUUUGUGACCAUUAUCAGUUGUGUCUCUCUCUUCCUGUAGUCGUGCAGUUUAUGUAAAAGACUCCUGGCCAAACUGUGCUAUUGAAUCUUUUAUUUUUGUAAAUGGCCAAAAUACUAGCAGUAGUUAAAUAUUAGUGUACUUAGUAUGAUGUGACUGAAAAGCACCAAAAGAUCAGUGAUUUUAGUUUGACUGAAGCUGAAAGCAAGAAAAAAAAAU